ACUCUAUAAAUUCUCUCUCGGCCCGUGCACCUUCCAGUUGCAUUGCUCUCUUCCCUAUCCUUUCCGUCUGUAACUAUUGCACUAGUCUCUUCUCUCUCUCUUGCGAAAAGGCCAUGUCUCGUCGUGGUGGCCGACGGCCGGACUCCGGUCGGAAUCAACAGCCGGGGCCGUCAUUUCAGAGGGGCGGCGGCGGAGGCGGUAGAGGACGCGGAGGCGGAGGCCGAGGCGCAGGCGGGAGAGGACGCGGAGGCGGCGGCGGCGGCCGUUCCGGCGGUUUCCAGCCGGCUCCUCCUGCUACCGGCGCCGGGGGGUUUCAGGCGGCUCCUGCUCCGUCUCCUGCGCUCUUUCAGCACGCGGAUGUUCCAGAGUCGGUAGAUUACCCGGCUUUGUCGUCUACGUCGCCUUCGCCGGCAUCGUCGAGCGCUGACAUGGAGCGUCUCUCGUUGCAGACGCCGGAGCCGGCUCAGCCGCCGCUCGAGGCGCAGGUCGUCCAACGACCACCCACUUCAUCGAAGGCUGUGACGUUCCCGGUGAGGCCAGGUUACGGUACUGUGGGACAUAAGUGUGUGGUGAGAGCCAAUCACUUCCUCGUCCAGGUUGCGGAACGUGAUCUCCACCAAUAUGAUGUGUCAAUUAAUCCUGAGGUUACUAAUAAGAAGGUUAAUAGGGAAGUCAUGAAGCAGCUUGUUAAUUUAUAUGGUCAGUCACACUUGGGUAAGCGAUUGCCGGCAUAUGAUGGUAGGAAGAGCUUAUAUACAGCAGGGCCAUUGCCCUUUAACUCAAAGGAAUUUGUUGUUAAGUUGGUUGAAAAGGAAGAUCGUGCUGGUGCAGCAAGGGAACGGCAGUUUAAGGUGGUGAUUAAAUUUGCAUCGAAGGCUGAUCUCCAUCAUUUGCAACAAUUUCUACAGAGUAGACAGCUGGAUGUUCCUCAUGAAGCUAUACAAGCUCUUGAUGUGGUUCUUAGGGAAGAGCCAUCAAAAAUAUAUACAGUUGUGGGAAGGUCAUUCUUUGGUCAGAAUCUGGGGCCAACAGGUGAACUAGGUGAUGGUAUAGAAUAUUGGAGAGGAUACUAUCAAAGCCUUCGCCCAACACAAAUGGGGCUCUCUCUCAAUAUUGACGUGUCAGCGAGAUCUUUUUAUCGGUCAAUUAAAGUCUCUGAGUUUGUUGGGGAAUAUUUGAAUCUUAGAGAAUUAACAAGGCCUCUAUCUGAUCAGCAACGUGUCAAGCUGAAGAAAGCUUUGAAGGGAGUUAAAGUAGUACUUACAUAUAGGGAGUAUGCAAAACGUUACAAAGUCAAUGGCGUGUCUUCUCAACCACCUAGCCAGUUAAUGUUUUCUGUUCAUGAGAAUGGAACAAAGAUUUCAGUGGCCCAAUACUUCCGUGAGAAGUACAGUAUUGUGCUCCAAUAUCCAUUUUUGCCCUGUAUUCAAGCUGGGAAUGAUUCCAACCCUAUCUAUUUGCCCAUGGAGGUUUGCAAAAUUGUUGAAGGGCAGAGAUACUCUAAGAAACUAAAUGACAGGCAGAUCACUGCACUGUUAAGGGCAACCUGCCAACGCCCGUCUGAAAGGGAAACUAGCAUUAAGAAUAUGGUUAAGGCGAACAACUACAAGGAUGAAAGACUUGUGAAAACGGAAUUUGGGAUUGAAGUACGGGAUGACUUAACAUCUAUUGAUGCUCGAGUGCUGCCACCUCCAAUGCUCAAGUAUCAUGAGACAGGGCGAGAGGCAAGGGUUGAUCCAAGGGUGGGACAGUGGAACAUGAUCAACAAGAAAAUGGUCAAUGGUGGUACUGUGCAUUUCUGGGGAUGCAUAAAUUUUUCAUCGCGAUUGGGCCAAGAUGUGGCUUUUCAAUUCUGUCAGGAACUGGUCAAUAUGUGUGUUAGCAAGGGAAUGGUAUUCAGCCCAAACCCUUUAUUUCCCAUGUUCUCAGCUGAUUCUCGUAAUAUUGAGAAUGCUCUUGUAAAUCUUCACUCUCAAUCUAUUUCAAGACUAGCAAGCAUGGGGCAGAACGGAAGACAACUUCAGUUGUUGAUAAUUAUUUUACCUGAUGUCAGUGGGUCAUAUGGUAAAAUUAAGCGAAUAUGUGAAACUGAGUUGGGGAUCGUCUCUCAGUGCUGUCAACCUAGACAAGCUGCGAAACUUAGUAAACAGUAUCUUGAAAAUGUGGCAUUGAAAAUCAAUGUGAAGGCUGGAGGGCGGAACACAGUGUUGUUUGAUGCAGUUCAAAGAAGAAUUCGCCAUGUGACUGAUCGACCAACUAUUAUUUUUGGUGCUGAUGUUACCCAUCCACAACCAGGGGAGGAUUCUAGCCCAUCGAUUGCAGCUGUUGUGGCUUCAAUGGAUUGGCCAGAGGUUACCAAGUACAGAGGACUGGUUUCUGCACAGUCGCAUCGAGAAGAAAUUAUCCUUGACCUUUAUAAGUUGAUUCAAGAUCCCCAAAGGGGUGCCAUUCAUGGUGGUAUGAUUCGGGAAUUAUUGAUAGCAUUUAGGAGAUCAACUGGGCACAAACCUCACAGAAUAAUAUUUUAUAGAGAUGGUGUUAGUGAAGGUCAGUUCGGUCAAGUUUUGCUGCAUGAGAUAGAUGCCAUUCGAAAGGCUUGCACUUCUCUGGAAGAGGGUUAUCUGCCACCAGUUACUUUUGUAGUAGUGCAGAAAAGGCAUCAUACACGAUUCUUUCCUGUAGACCGCCGACAAACAGAUAGAAGUGGGAACAUUCUACCAGGUACUGUUGUGGACACCCGCAUCUGCCACCCAACCGAGUUUGAUUUUUAUCUUAAUAGUCAUGCAGGAAUUCAGGGAACAAGUCGUCCGGCACACUAUCAUGUGUUAUAUGAUGAGAACAAAUUUAGUGCAGAUGAUUUGCAGAUACUAACAAAUAACUUGUGUUACACAUAUGCGAGAUGCACGCGAUCGGUUUCUAUAGUUCCACCUGCUUACUAUGCUCAUCUUGCGGCAUUUCGUGCUCGUUACUACAUUGAGGGUGAAUCAUCGGAGGGUCAAUCAUCGACCGGUGGAGGAGGGAGGAGCACGAGGGAGAGGAUGGCUGACGUUCGUCCCCUGCCCACAAUCAAGGAUACUGUGAAGGAUGUGAUGUUCUAUUGCUGAUGUUUCCGGGGUGGGGGACAUCCCUUUUUUUCUGGGAUCGCAAUGGUUUUGAGGCGGCAAAUAUUCUGGUCCAGGAUUAUGUCACAUUAACUAUUUUCAGGCUGCCAAAAGAAGUUUGAAAUGUGAUGAUAUGUGCCUGGCCAUGCUUUUUCUGAUGUUUAAUUUUUGUUCUUUUACGCCGCGUCUGUUCUUGCCUAUACUUUCCUUAGGAGUUUUUUAGUAUACUUUUUUAUGACAACGAUACUUGUAAAUUGGAUUGUUAGGGAGAUAUUAUCACUGUUGAACCUAAUUCUUUUCAAGGUUGAGCUGUGAAUUGUAGCAAGUCUCUUCUAUUGACUACAAUCAUCAAAUUGUUAAAAAAAAAAAAUUAUUAAUAUUUUUUUGAGAUCUAA
Molecule: messenger RNA, 3496 nt
Organism: Malania oleifera
Lineage: Eukaryota; Viridiplantae; Streptophyta; Magnoliopsida; Santalales; Ximeniaceae
Product: protein argonaute 5-like
Exons: 22
Coding region: 114-3104 (996 amino acids)
Biological process (GO): regulatory ncRNA-mediated post-transcriptional gene silencing
Cellular component (GO): cytoplasm
Molecular function (GO): protein binding; RNA binding
Source: RefSeq, a predicted model, not a curated record